Molecule: messenger RNA, 522 nt
Organism: Trichobilharzia szidati
Lineage: Eukaryota; Metazoa; Platyhelminthes; Trematoda; Strigeidida; Schistosomatidae
Source: the annotation of a GenBank genome assembly
AUGAAACCAACUAUUUUGUUAUUUCUAGUAUCCUUUCUCGUAAUUUCUGCUCUACAAGUUAAGAAUGAUAGUAUCAAAGAGGAAAAACCGCAUAAUAUCACUGGAAAUGUAGAAAAGCUCGACAAGGAGGUUAAGGUAGGCGAAGAGGAGAAGGAAGAGAAGAAAAAGGAGAAAGGAGACAAAAAGGAGAAAGAGGAUAAGAAAGGGAAAAAGGGAGAAGAUGGCAAAGAAGGAGAUGAAGAGGGUGAAGAUGCCGAAGGCGAUGACGACGAUGAUGAUGACGAUGAAGAUGAAGAGGAGAAGAAACCAAAACGUGGAAUUAAACCAGUGUAUAAGCUUAUAAAAAAGACUUUAAAGAAAGGAAGAAAAAAGAUUUAUAAAACAUUGGAUAAAUACAUGAUGAAAGAAGACUUGGACCUGAAAUUAAUGGAAAUCGCUAAAAUCGUGUGUAAACGCAUUGACAAACGUAUGGAUUAUAUAUCAAAGAUUCUUGAAAAUGUUUUGGGAUAUGAAACAUCUUGA